GGUAAGGAGGAUAGUGGAAGAAAGAAGGUGGAUGGUUGGUUUCCCUCUCUGAUCUGGAAGGAAUGAUGACCGAGGAAGGAUGUGCACCAGCGGCCAGAUUAUUGGGAGCCUCUUGGUGCUCUCUGUGCUGGAGAUAGGGCUGGGGGUGUCCAGCGUGGCCGUGGGGGCGGUCAGCUUCAGCCUGGCCCUCCGAGAGCACAAGCCGCAGCUCGGAGACUCGUCCCCGUUUCUUCUUUGUGGCAUAUGUGGAAUAUUGUGCGCCAAAAAAAAAUCUGGACUUGUCAUGAUCCUUUUUUCUGCCUGCUGCAUCUGUGGACUCAUUGGGGGCAUCCUGAACUUUCAGUUCCUGCGGGCAGUGACAAAGAAGACCUCUUCCCUCUAUCCUCUGCAUCUCGCCUCCAUGUCUCUCGCGUGCAUUGGGAUUGGUGGCUGCACCCUGUCUUCCUGGCUCACGUGUCGACUAGCCAGCUACGAGCAGAGGAGGAUGUUCUCUGAAAGGGAGCAUUCGCUGCACCACUCUCAUGAAAUGGCCGAGAAAAGAUUGAGGGCUAUUGAAAUAACCGACUUGCCCAGCUGCCCGGUGGUGCCCCCGACACCAGAGUUACCUACAAGGAAAUGACAGACAACAUGAGCAAUGGAGGACCACAACUGAUAUUUAAUGGAAGAGUAUAAUCAAUGUUUUAAAGAACUGAACAUUUUUUAGGAUUUUCAUGAGGAAAGGAAAUACCAAAGGACUAGGAGAUAAAAUUAAAACAGUUCUUGCAUUUGCUGUUAUCUCUCUUGAGCACCCACUGUAAUUAUUCUCCCACAGUUUUGCCUCAUUUAUUUCUUCAGCUUUUUUAUUGGGUGAAGCCUUCAGUAAUGCAGUAAUUUUAGCAGAAUUUCCAGAUUGUUGUAAAGACUUUUCAGGAAAAAAAAAAAAAAAGAGGAAUAAGCAGAUUCAUAUUCUACAAAACCACUAUUUGACUAGCAUGAGUGUUAGAUUUGUAAUGAUAUAUUUCAUAUAAAUAAUCAAAAGUACAAAUAUCAAGAAGUAACAAUAACCUACUGAUGUCUUUGUUUUGAAAGACAAUGGCUUCAAAAAUACCACAAUUCAAAACCUCAGCAAUGCCUUGUUGUAAAAACAUUAUAAUUAUUU
This is a messenger RNA of Panthera uncia (snow leopard), 1138 nucleotides long. RefSeq names its product transmembrane protein 196 (gene TMEM196). Bases 80 to 619 code for a protein of 179 amino acids. NCBI's taxonomy places the organism in Eukaryota, Metazoa, Chordata, Mammalia, Carnivora, Felidae. The transcript has 5 exons. The record is from RefSeq and is a predicted model, not a curated record.